Molecule: messenger RNA, 937 nt
Organism: Lotus japonicus
Lineage: Eukaryota; Viridiplantae; Streptophyta; Magnoliopsida; Fabales; Fabaceae
Product: 60S ribosomal protein L10
Exons: 4
Coding region: 102-773 (223 amino acids)
Biological process (GO): translation; ribosomal large subunit assembly
Cellular component (GO): cytosolic large ribosomal subunit; ribosome
Molecular function (GO): structural constituent of ribosome
Source: RefSeq, a predicted model, not a curated record
AAGAAAAACGAUCACGUAUGUAUGUAUAAAUACAGAUAUCAUCGUUUUAGGGUUUGUUUCACGGUGCCUGAACCUCACGCGUUGCGCAGAGAGACGUCGCAAUGGGGAGGAGACCUGCUAGGUGUUAUCGUCAGAUUAAAAACAAGCCAUACCCCAAGUCACGUUUCUGCCGUGGUGUUCCUGAUCCUAAGAUCCGAAUUUAUGAUGUUGGUAUGAAGAAGAAAGGUGUUGAUGAGUUCCCUUUCUGUGUCCAUCUGGUUAGCUGGGAGAAAGAAAAUGUUUCAAGUGAAGCAUUGGAAGCUGCUAGGAUUGCAUGCAACAAAUAUAUGGCAAAGUUUGCUGGAAAGGAUGCAUUCCACUUGAGGGUCAGAGUGCACCCCUUCCAUGUUCUCAGGAUCAACAAAAUGCUUUCAUGUGCAGGAGCUGAUAGGCUUCAGACUGGUAUGAGAGGUGCUUUUGGAAAGCCCCAGGGUACAUGUGCUAGGGUGGCCAUUGGCCAGGUUCUUCUUUCCGUCCGCUGUAAGGACAGCAACAGCCACCAUGCACAGGAGGCCCUUCGUCGUGCUAAGUUUAAGUUCCCUGGUCGUCAGAAGAUCAUUGUUAGCAGGAAAUGGGGUUUCACCAAGUUUAGCAGGACUGAUUAUCUUAAGUACAAGUCAGAGAACAGAAUUUUGCCUGAUGGUGUGAAUGCUAAGCUUCUUGGGUGUCAUGGACCAUUGGCAAAUCGCCAACCUGGAAGAGCUUUUAUAGAUGCUGCCACUGCAACUGCUUAGGUGACCUGUUACUUGGAACGGUAGAUUUUGCCCGUAAUAGUUGCAGAAGAUUGAAUGUUUCCUAUUUGUUCUGCUCUUAAUAUCAAACUAUGUUGAAUUUAUUUCCUUUUUUUGUGAAAAACCUUCAAUGGAAUGAAUGCCAUAUUGUUUUGAUUCCCUUGCCA